UUCAUAACCCCGCUCUUCCCGCGUCUCACGCAGAUGCCCAAAGCGCCGUGAGCACAGAAGUCUCCAAACACCAGAAUUUUACUUACCGCACCGAACCCCAGUAGAUGACAGCAUAAAAUAGCCUAGUGUUAAUUAUAGUUAUUUACAUUAAUUCAUCAAUAUAGCAGUAUGGUUUUCUUUCCUACACCUUAGUUUGCUUUUCCAAGAGACCUCUUUGUGCAAACUCUUUUAUACUCUAUGUGCACGUCCCCGUGGUUACUGCACAUCCCCAGCCGGUGUUGGUGAUGCCAUGCCCCGCAACCACAGUGGCGAUGAAGCCAAUUCUGGGCUCUGGAUGAAAACCUCUCCAGGGCGUCGGGCUCAGAACUAUAGGUUGAAAGAUGUGGAGUCUGGACGGAGGAUGAUGAACAACGCUGUUCGAGUCGGAGACGGGAUGCUUUCGCCAGGCGCGGCAGGUGCAGGGGGCGCGGAGAGGAGAAAGGGCGCCCGGUUGAGUUUGCUCGGGAAGCCGCUCAUCUACAGCGCGCAGAGCGGGCGCAGAAACGCGCACUACCGUCGUCUCCAGAAUUACCUCUAUAAUGUACUGGAGAGACCCAGGGCAUGGGCGUUCAUCUACCACGCCUUCGUGUUCAUCUUGGUGUUUGGCUGUCUGGUCCUGUCAGUGUUCUCCACAAUCCCUGCCCAUCAGGACCUGUCCAACCACUUUCUGCUCAUCCUGGAGUUUGUGAUGAUCGUGGUGUUUGGGCUGGAGUACAUCAUCAGGAUAUGGAGCGCAGGCUGCUGCAGUCGCUACAGGGGCUGGCAGGGACGCCUCCGCUUUUCCAGGAAACCCUUCUGUGUUAUAGACAUCAUUGUACUCAUAGCUUCCAUUGCUGUGGUGUCAGCGGGUAGCCAAGGUAACAUCUUUGCCACCUCAGCAUUGAGGAGCCUUCGCUUCCUGCAGAUCCUGCGAAUGGUGCGCAUGGACCGCAGAGGGGGCACCUGGAAACUACUGGGAUCUGUUGUCUACGCGCACAGUAAGGAGUUGGUGACAGCUUGGUACAUUGGGUUCCUGGUGCUUAUCUUCUCUUCGUUCCUGGUCUAUCUUGUGGAGAAGGAGUUCAACAAAGACUUUGCCACCUAUGCUGAUGCUCUGUGGUGGGGCACAAUCACUCUGACAACCAUCGGCUACGGAGACAAGACUCCUCAGACGUGGACGGGUCGACUGAUCUCAGCUGGCUUUGCUCUGAUGGGGAUCUCCUUCUUCGCCCUGCCUGCCGGUAUCCUGGGCUCAGGCUUUGCCCUGAAGGUACAGGAGCAGCACAGACAAAAACACUUUGAGAAGAGGAGGAACCCAGCAGCCAGCCUCAUCCAGUGUGUCUGGCGUAGUUAUGCUGCUGAUGAGAACUCGGUUUCCAUAGCUACCUGGAAGCCUCAUUUGAAGGCGUUGCAUACCUGCAGUCCUGCAAAGAAAGAACAGGGUGAGACGAUUAGCAGUACUAAGUUGAGCUUUAAGGAGCGGGUACGUAUGGCAAGCCCACGCGGCCAGAGCAUGAAGAGCCGCCAGACGUCCAUCAACAACGAUCGGCGCUGUUCCCCGGGCAACAAUGUGGCGGGCGCUGAGACGCGCAGCAGCCCUGCCAAGGUGCAGAAGAGCUGGAGCUUCAAUGACCGCACCCGCUUUAGACCCUCCUUACGCCUUAAGAGCCAAUCACGCACCUCGCCAUCUGAAGUGGACACAGGAAUGGGGAAUGAUGACACGUUCGACGACAGGGGCUGCCACUGUGAUGUCACCAUGGAGGACAUAACAGCUGCACAGAAGGCUGUCAUCAGAGCCGUCAGGAUCAUGAAGUUUCAUGUAGCAAAGAAGAAGUUUAAGGAGACUCUGCGUCCAUACGAUGUGAAGGAUGUGAUAGAGCAGUACUCUGCAGGACACCUGGAUAUGCUCUGCAGAAUCAAGAGUCUACAAACUAGGGUGGAUCAGAUACUGGGUAAGGGCCAGAUCCCCAUGGACAAAAAGAUCAGGGACAAGCUUCACCCUGAUGGGGACACACUGGAGGACAUGAGUAUGCUGGGACGUGUGUGUAAAGUGGAGAGACAGGUGACGUCCAUAGAGUCAAAGCUGGACUCUCUGCUAGAUGUGUACAGGCAGGGCUCGUCUGCCCUCACCCUCUCCUCCCUGCCCCUUUUCGAGCUGGAGCACCAGACAUCCGACUACCAGAGCUCCAUCCUCAGCAAGGACCUGCCCUCUGGCCCCCACCUGGGAGGGGAGUGUGUAAGAGGGCAUCCAGGUGAGGGGGGUGGGGGUAUGUCCCGGUCAACAACAGGUGACCAUCUCUCCAGGGGCCUCCAGCUCAUACUGGCCCCCAGCGAGCUCACCCUCAACACCUGCCCCCCCCCCUACCCUGCCUCCACCGCAUCCCCCACACCCAUGCCCUUCCUGCUCCCUGAUAGCCCAUACCCGCUCCUCGCCACCCCCAGUAGUUUCCCCAGGCGAGUGCAUUUCCCUAAACUCCUGCCCCCUCCACCAUCUGCUGGUGCCGCCACCCUCCAGCUGCCCACCACUGGCCCCCAGCACAGACGCCCCCUCUGCCCCACCCCAGAUGCUCCUCGAAGGGGUAGGCUGGAGGAGAGCUCAGGCCCCUCUGUGAUGGUGGGCUCCAGUGUGGACGAUGGAGAGGAGGACAGAGAGGGGGAACAUGCCCAGAGCAGGGUGCAGCUGAGGGGGAAGCCCCACUUGAGGGAAGAGGGCCCCUGGAGGAGGCACUUGAGCCUGGAGGUGGACCCCUUGCUGCUGCUCUCCUCUGGAUGUGAGGGGGUACCCUCUGAGCAGGGACAGGGGCUGGGGAAGUCCUGGUCAGCACACAACCUUACCCAGCCAUCUGCAGACAACCCCCCCAACCUGUCCUCUCCCCUCGGCAACAGUAGCAGUUCCAGAGAUGGCUCCCAAGGCAACCCCGACGUUAGCAACUGGCGUGAAACAGACCUUUUCAUCACUGUCUGUGACCUGGAGCCGCAGUUUGAUUUCCUGUCCCAGGAGAGUGGCUUCCUGUCCCAUCCCACAGCAGACGGUACUGGCUGCUUGGACCUCUUGCUUUCUGAAGAUGGGGGGUCCUCAAGCAGUUUGACAGGACCCCACAUCCCCACAAUGGACAGUGCAGAGUCCCUCAACCAGCCUCCCCAUGUACGACUAAAAUAACUAUUCCAUAGGAGUGAAUAAAAUAACCCCUUCCCCCCAACACACACAUUACUAAUACGACCAUCCAGCAUAGAGGAUUCACUCUGUUUUUAAGAUGUUUGAGGUGUCAACAAAAGAUGUCCUCUCAUGCAUAUCAUUGCAUGGACUAUUUCCUAAAACAGCAACAAGCUGAGAAACUAACAGGGGAAGGGGAGAUGGGGGAGGAAGAUUGAACAAAAGAGAGGUUGGUCAGAUAGUGGUACUGUUUGCUCUCUCGACUAUGCAUGACCACCGCAUGUCUAAACUGCACUUUAGGGUCGAGAGCAUUCAAGCCCCCGAGCCCCUUCGAUAGCCUUGGAACCACAGUUAUGAUGGCUGAGUCCAACCUCAUAAGCCCACAGCUCACCUGUUUUUACCUGCAUGUUCCAUUCAUGUAUCUUCCAAACCCUUGAGAGGCAAUUUGGAGCUGUCAGCUAUUAUUACCCAAGUAUUCCUAACAAGCUCACCAUUUAAUAAUAGAUAAUACAAUAAUUAAUUUGAUAUUAACAUAAGAAGAUAAACCUUUUGAAGUAAAUUUGUCAAUUAUUUUCCUAAUAAAUUGUACAAUCUUGUGAGGCCAUUUGAUUUUGAACAAAUCCAAUUUGCUGAUUGCGUGCUCCAGUAGGAUUCAUUGUUUUGGACUUUUAAAGGCAUUUAGUGAAAGACAAACAGCAGCCAAAUAAGAUCAGUUAUGACUGUGAUACAGUAGAUAGUGAAACAAGGCUGUGGUACACUGCAGUUGUCGGUCACAAUAUACACUACAGAAUGCAGGGUUUCUUGUCUUACAGCUCAUGUGUACCACUGCCUUGUGGUACACAGGCAGCAGCACUGUUUGACUGCCACUCAGCCUGAACACAGAUGCCUGCUCUUGAAUGAGAAUAUGCACAAAACUGUGUCAGCCAUUUUGAUUUCCUCUAUUUUGCACCUUUUUGUUCUUGAAGAAGAGACAGACACAACGGUCUUAAAUGUCUUCUGUGGAGUUAACGAUGAAAGCUUACAUUCAACACAUUUGUUUUUAUGGUGCAUAAGUGCACUUGGCUUAGCUGAUUAACAAUUACACUGUAGAAUGCAAUAUGUACAGAUGAAUGCCAAAAUACAGAAAACACUUGAGUAAAUUAGGGAUUCAAAGUACAUUGAAAGCAGGCUAUUUCACACAGGUGUGUUUCCUGAGUUAAUUAACAUCCCAUCAUGCAUAGGGUCAUGUAUAAAAAUGUCCAGUUGCCCAUUAUUUUGGCUACCAUGGCUAGAAGAUCUCAGUGACUUUGAAAGAGGGGUCUCAAAGUAGCAGAAGGGGUUUAUUACAGGGUGUGUGUGUUUGUGCGCAUAUUAAAAAAUACUAUAGUAUACUCUGGUAUAAAUACUAUAGUAUUUACUGUAGUGUUUUUGCAGACUUUACUGUAGUAUUUACUGUUAACUAUAGCGUAAAAACUGUAGUAAAAGGAGAACUUUAGUAUAUACUAUAGUAAUUAAUGUAGUGUUUUUUGCGGAUUGUAAUAUACUGUAGUAUUUACUGUAGUGUUUUUGCUGACAUUACUGUAGUCUUUACUAUAGUGUUAUUGUAUUAUAAUCUUUGACAUAGAAGUGAAGGCUUUCUCCUUCAAGAAACCUUCUGGAGAACUAAUAAAAGAGCACAUUUAGCAUAACCUGUAGGACUGGGGUCUGAACGGAUAGUUCAGAGCUUCUGCUCUUUUCCAUAACCUGUAAGGAACACAAUAUAUGGUCUAUACUUGGCAUGUAGGUUUCUCACUUAUGGGUGGCACAAAUUGCGAUAUUGAGUAGGGAAUGGUCAGGGUAUAUACAAAGGAAAUACUGUAGUAUUUACUAUAGUUUACUGUAGUAUUUGUGUAGUAUUUACAAAAAAAAAUGUUGGGAUAAUACUGUAGUAUUUACUAUAGUAUUCUACAGUAUACUACAACAUUCUAUAGUAAGUACUACACAUGAUCGAGGGAUACUACAUUGUGUAAUAUAAUAUUCUACAUUUUACUAUAUCAUUAUUUUCUAUAGUAAGUACUGUAGUAUUCUAUAGUAAACUGUAGUAUAUUUUCAUGUGUGUGUGUCUCUCUCAAUCAACAGAUCUCAACCCAAUUAACCCUUAUGGGAGAUUCUGAAACGCGACGCCUGAGACAGCGUUUUCUACCACCAUCAACAAAACACCAAAUUAUAGAGUUCCAGACAUUAGAAUCUAUUCCAAGGCACAUUGAAGCUGUUCUGGUGGCUUGUGGUGGCCCAAUGCCCUAUUAAGACACUUUAUGUUGGUGUUUCCUUUAUUUUGGCAGUUACCUGUAUAUAAUUUAUGUUAAUACAGUAUGUGACCUGCAAAAUCUACAUAGCUGUGUGUUAAAAUGGGAUAUUAUAUGACUAUGGCUGCAGUGUUUGAGCGGAGUUGGUACGAUAAAUGCGCAACUGAAAGCACAAUCGUUUGGAGACUUUGGAACCUGCAUAUGUAACUGGUUGUUUUAUGCUCUGUAAUGAAAUGUUUUCCAGAUACAUAAUCAUGUGACAGACAGGAGGUACUUGUAGAGGUCAGCUCCAUUGGAAGAAGGCUGAGUAUCGAAUCCACUUAGUUAACUAUAGAGUAUGGAGUCUUCCAUUGAAGAAAUGUCAUGCUUGGUCUGCAGACUGAAGUUAUAUCAAAUUUACUGGUUAAUUAAUGGUUAAUUUCCCUUAGUUUAUUCUGUAAAUGCUUAACAGUGCCUUUCUUGCAUUUUAAUAUGAUUAUAGUUAUUUUUUCUCCACUGGGCUGCAUAUGUAGCUACAGUGCCUAGCUACGUAGAAUAACUCAUACAGGUGUAAGCUCAGUUUCUGAAACUUGGAUAACACACUUUUAAUGGCUGCAAAUCUACUACAGUACAUCUUCUAUAUCACUUGUACUGUCAUUUAUUAUCCAAAACAGGCCUAAAAGGGCAAUUCAACCACUUUUCAACCUUAUUUUCAUUAUCUCCAGCACAAUUACAGUGUCUUCAUAUAUGAAAACGGCGCAUUUCUAGAAAAAAAUAUAUGAAGUAAAAAAGUAUGCGAACAUCAAAAAUAAACAUUUAUUUAACAGUGAUUCCCUAACACUAUGAGACUCGCGGUGAUGUGGGGAGCAAGAAAAUACCCUCCCUCUGGCUAGAAACUCAUUGCAGGUUUUGAUUUUUUUUGUUGAAAAAUCACAGUUUUGUUUACUUUUAAUCCUACCCUGUUUUAAGGACUUUUCUUAUUAUCUUUUUAACCACAGAUCAUAGAAACGGCCUGUUUUCACAUACACUGAGGGAGUUUCUCAAUAUGCAUACUACCUUGCUCCACACUCUCAUGCUCUGAGUGCAUUCUCCAAUGCUUUCUCUUGAGUAUGUUCUUGUGAGGACGAGCGUGUGGAGAAUGCAUAAAACAUUACGUUUGAGAAGCACUCACACUUCCCCCUACUGUAUUACCUCACGCUUCACUUCCCCAUUCCCUGAACCUUCAUCCAGCCAGGACAAUGGCAAGAAUAGACUAAACAAAAAAUGACCUAAAAUUUAUAUUAUGCAAGAUAUAUGUCAAUUCUUCAUGGGUAGCUAGCUAACUAUUCUUCAUGGCUAUCUGGCUAGCUAAAAGUAGUAGCUAGCCAGAUAGCCCUAUUGACUUAUUAUGGGCUUGCGAUCUACGGUACAUAGGCAGGUAAACAUUAACACAGCGUGUAUUUAUUAACAUAUCAAGAUAAAAUAUUGUAGUCAGGCAACAUAUGAGAUGUGAAGAGACAUUUCAUUCCGAAGUCAGUGUAUUUUCUCUCGCUUCAGCUUAAAUAAUGGCCGUCAUUUUUUACGUGGCUGCGUCAUAUUUCUUUGCAUACUUUCAAUUAUUUCAAUUGAAGCUUGCAUUGAUGCAUGCUUCAAAAUAUGUACUAUUAUACAAUGGGUGGGUCUAAUCCUGGAUGCUGAUUGGUUAAAACCACAUUCCAGCCGGCAUCUAUUCCACAAGUUACCACCGGCUAACUCUAUGACUUUGAAAUAUCUAUUUACUCUCACUGCGCAAUCCACUGUCUCAUCAACCCAGCCAGGCAAUUUAUAAACUUGAUCUCUACUAUAAAAAGCAUCUAGACAUUAUCUCCCAUUUCUUUUAGACUAUCAUUUGGUUUUCAACAGCAGAGAUUUGUAUAAACCGUGCAGUCUGUCUGCCCCGACAUUUGCAAUAUUGUUUCAAUAUUGAAAUUUAUCUCCAGCUGUCCCGUAGUAAUGAACAUAUCGGGACCAGACAGACAGGCAGAUUUUCUUAGCCAGUCGAAAUCAUGAAUCAGCUGGUAUCAUUUUUAUGAAUAUAUACAAAGAAAUGUCAACAGAAAACAGGACAAACUAAAUGAAGUUGAAGAGCAGCUAGUUUGCAGUCUUUCUAGCUUCAGACUGAAGUGAUUGUGUUAGCUGUAUUGUUGGCUAGCUCCUAUGAUCAACAAUGUCCUAACGAGAGAGCACAUUUUCUAUGUCAGGCGAAAUCGCGCAUCAUUAGCUCAUUGUUAUGGAUGUAUCUAAAUAAAUGUCACUAGAAAACAGUUUAAACAAAUAACAGCAAAUGAGCCACUUUGCUGUUAUUCUGGCUGUAGUUAGCCGUAGUUGGCUAGCUAUCAAACAAGGAAUAAGAACGUUUCCAGCCAGUACGGCAAUGGAACAUUUAGAACUAACUACAGAGUUGCGUCCAUGGAUGCAGAACAAAAAGAUAUAACGACUGGGUCGCGUCUCUGGCAACCGAACCAAUAAAUCGAACGACCAGCCGGCUUGUGUAGUAACCUUAGAUUUGUGUCGGGACUAUAUCUCGUGGAAGAAUGAAAUAAUAUGAAUUCAUUUAUCAAAAUAAUGUUUUUUAUGACAAUAUGUCAAUCAUUAUUUGAAUAUGUUGGUAACUCCUUGUAUAAAAGUGAUAAUUCCCUUGAAGCCGGAGAAGACAGGAUAAUUGUAAAGAAUGAUUUUUAAACCUUCAGACAAUUAAGACAUGGAUUGUGUAUGUGUGCCAUUCAGAGGGUGAAUCGGCAAGACAAAAGAUUUAAGUGCCUUUGAACGGGGUAUGGUAGUAAGUGCCAAGCGCACCAAUUUGAGUGUGCCAAUAACUGCAAUGUGGCAAGGUUUUUCACACUCAACAGUUUCCCAUGUGUAUCAAGAAUGGUCCACCACCCAAUAGACAUCCAGCCAACUUGACACAACUGUGGGAAGCAUUGGAGUCAACAUAGGCCAGCAUCCUUGUGGAAUGCUUUCGACACGGUGUAGAGUCCAUGCCCCUACCAAUUGAGGCUGUUCUGAAGACAAAGGGGGGUGGAACUCAAUAUUAGGAAGGUGUUUCUAAUGUUUUGUACACUCAGUGUAUGUAGAUACUGUUUUGGUGCUGGAGAUAAUGAAUACAGCAGAAUUGCCCUUGAAAAUACAUGGUUGAUAAUGUUAACAUUCCUAAUUCUUUCAAAUUAAUGUAUUAAAGUGCACAUAACAGAGGUUACAAGAUCUCUGUGGAGGAGAAAUACAAAAUGAAUUGUAAUAUUAUACAUCAAUAAACUACAAACAUGAAAGUA
Molecule: messenger RNA, 8702 nt
Organism: Oncorhynchus kisutch (coho salmon)
Lineage: Eukaryota; Metazoa; Chordata; Actinopteri; Salmoniformes; Salmonidae
Gene: kcnq5a
Product: potassium voltage-gated channel, KQT-like subfamily, member 5a
Exons: 14
Coding region: 290-3178 (962 amino acids)
Biological process (GO): potassium ion transmembrane transport
Cellular component (GO): voltage-gated potassium channel complex; membrane
Molecular function (GO): voltage-gated potassium channel activity
Source: RefSeq, a predicted model, not a curated record